AUGGAGUCUUUCGCAGGAGAUGGGGAGGGCAGCACUGAUGACUUUACAGGAGGUGAGACAGUGGAAAACUUGGAUGAUGUUUAGAAAGCAUGUAAAAGCUCAGUUAGUGUACGUGUGUAUCUAUCUCUGUAAUAAACAUCUAUUAGAGUGGGUUAGACUGAGUGUGUGUGUGUAGGAGUGUUAGUAGAGUGUAUCUAACUAGGCACAUGUUAGUGUGUGUUAGAGUGUGUCUGUAUCUGUUACGUAAUCUGUAUUGGAGUGGGCGAGUCAGAGUGUGUAUCUGCAUGAAUGUAGAGGGUGUGUCUGUAUCUGUAGCAGUAGAAGCAUGGAUGAGUAUCAAUAAGAAUACAUCUGUAUGCGUGCGUCAUGACCAAGGCCUGUGUCCUCCAGGUAAGAGGAAGUCCAAGCUGAAGACCCUGAAGAAACGUCUGUUUGGGAGGACCAAGAGAGAGACCAAACUCAGCCAGUCUACUAGUGAUGUCACUGACGCGGAGGGGCUGGGCUCAGCUGAGCAUCUGUAAGUGUGUGUGUGUAUAUUUACAAAUGUAUGAUUGAUUCCAUGACAUCCAUAUUCCCUCCUCUCAAUAUUCUCUACCAGGUGUUCAGGCGUGUUGGGAUCACGGGCGUUGUCACAUGACAGUAUUUUCUUGGCCGACCAGGAUCUGUCUAGUCCGGAGCAGGCCAGGGUUCUAUCCCAGGAGAUCGUCCAAGGCAGGAUCAAAGAACUCCAGGUGAGUCUUCAUUCCAUGGUGUACCCUGGAUCUAGAAACCUGCAUGUGCAUUUAAAGGCCCAACCCCCAUUCAAAAGGAGUCCCACACCUCAUGAACCCUCGUCCUUCUGUGUAAAUCAGGAAUUGAAGUCAAUGGGUUACCAAGCAGAUCUCAAGGUAGGUUUCUAUAUUAUUUCUGAUUGGCCAGAUGAAGCUCCAGCAGCAGAACAUGCGUCUAGACCCGUCCCCAAUGGUCCUGCCAAUCAAACGUCCUGAGGACCUGGGGGGCAGCUCAGAGGACGAUGGUCUGCCCCACAGCCCUCCCGAAAUCUCCAUGGGCGACAACAGACACCCCCGGGGGGCAUCUUACAAGGUGAGCCCAACUGCAUCCUCAGGUACUGUCUCCAUAGUCUCUCCAACCUCCACCCUCAAAAAACUUCUCCAUAAAAUCCUCCAUACCUCCAUUUUCUCUCAAUGAGUCGGUAUGUAACUGUAUGUUUACAUUCCAGCAGUGCCAAUAGUUGAACUUUGCAUUCCUCAUCAGCCAUUGUGUGUCACCCAAACCCUUCCCUAUUCCUCCACAGUUCCCUGCCCCUCCCAGGCACCAUAGCUCUCUGAGUUUAGCAGGAACAGGAAGUGAGGAGGAAGAGCAGGUAAUCCCGCUUCCUGUUUGCGGGUCAGUCACUAUAUCACUUGAUAUCAACUAUGAGUCGUCAUAGAUCAAAAUCUUUAUUCUGUGUUUUCUUUGUUCAUAGGCCUCCUCCCAACCCUUGUCCCGUCCCCUCUCUCCCAUGCCCAAACCUCCUCUUACCAGCUUCCUGCUCCCCACCCCAUCUGCCCCCCUCUCUGCCUUCUCCCCUGCCUCUCCUGCCUUGGACUUCAGCAUCCCAGCCCAGUUCACCCCCUCCCUGGAUAACUCUGCCGCCCGCCACCGUAUGUCCAUCAAGCCCAGGAACCAGAGGGCCAGCGCCAAGAACAAAAGGCUGACCAUGGUGAGUCCUGCCUGGGCAUACCAACUACACAUGGGGCCCUUGCCUCUGGAACUCACACAUAGAGGAAGGCUCUGGAAAGAUCAAAAUACCGGAUACACUAUUGCUCGAUGAUCUGUCUGUCUCUCUGUCUGUCUCUCUCUCUCUCUCUCUCUCUCCCCAGACUGAGUCGAGACCACGCUCAGAGAGUCUUAACAACUUUCACCGGCCCUUGACAGAGGAGGAAGACGACGGGCCUGCCAUUACUGGAGGGAAAACACGUUUACGUUCUCACUCUACCCAGAUCCUAAAGGCGGAGCAAGGGGGGUCGACCACCCCCACUGCACCCCCAGAGCUGACACCCCUUAAGUCUGGUCCCACAGAGGCUGAGGUGUGCCCAAAACCCUCUACCUCUACCCCAACCCUCCCCUGCAAGCCCUCUCCACAGGAGCAGCCCCAUCCUGCUCUGAGACCAGUGGAAACUGUACCAGGCAAACAGCCACAGUCCUCCUCUGUGACCACAGUCCAGGACCUGAGAUACACUCCACAACAGCAGACUCUGAAACAGUCCCUGGGAGACCCCAAGCCCUCAGCCCCGUCCCAAACCAAGAGGGAUGUCCUGAGCAAGAGUGGGGUGAAAGAUUCAACCCCCAGCACAGAGGGUAGCCCCAAAGAAAACCCAGUCCCGGCCACCCAGCCCGCAGCUAGCCUGGCCUCAGUGGUGGCUCUCAGAACAUCCUCUCUGAGGUGGAAGCCAGAGGCUGGGGCUGCUGGUCAGAGUACCACAGAGCCACCUGCUGGGCAGGAGGACCCAGGUCAGGCUGAGCCACUGUCCACUGGAGGAGCUCUGAGGCCAGUUUCCGGAUCCUUCCGCUUCUCCAUCAACUCUACCAGGGAGCGGGAGAGACCCAGGAAGGGAAGUGGUGGUUUCUUGGGAGUAGUGGAGCAGGCUGGGGCUGGGGCGAAGAGGGAGGGGAGGGAGAAGGGGAGAGAGGUGAAGUUGACCCCCUCAAACACCAGCCAGAGGGGGCAGGAGCAGCAGGGGGGCAGGCAAGAGGAGGCCAAGCCCAAAGAAGAGGAGUUGACUGCCAGCAAUAUGGGGGAGAAAGUCUCGGAAGGGGAGGAGAUGGAGGAGGAGAGCAGGGAGGGAGUGGAGGAGGCAGUGGAAGUGAAGGAGGAGGCACAGGAAGAGGAGGAAGAGGGGAAAUCAGCAUUUGGCGUGAAGCUUCGCUCCACCUAUCUCUCUCUGAGGGUCCGGGCGGAGGCAGCCACCAGCAAAUCAGAUCUCAAGAUUAAGCGCCAAAGUCAGGAGGUGGGUGCUCUCCCUCUAACCCCUUACACCCCUUCCUCAAAACCCACCGGGCUUGGGGGGCUACAGGACACUCCGUCAACCAACUCCAUGCCCAAAAAGCUCAAUACGAACACCUGGGAUGCCCCAACAACACUGUCUUCACCCAGGGGGAGAGCUGGCUCCCUCAGAGAAGCAGGUGAGACUCCCUCUCUGAAAAGGCAGAAUAUUCAGCCAAUUGGGUAAAUAAUGAACAUAAUAUACAGUAGGUCAUGCAUUUACUGGAUAGGGAUGUCAGUGCUGGACUUUGUCCCCAAGCUACUUAUACAGAAUAUAUCAUCUCUAUGUUAUCAGGGGCGUUAACCAAUGAAGGAGAUAUGCUACACUAGAAUAAAAAUGACAGGUUACACCAGAAUGAUAGACUUAUUCCUCUGAAGGAACUUUGUGCUUGUUGUAACACCAUGACAGUACUAUGUGUCAUCAUGUGAAUGUGUCUACCCCCUGUCUACAGCAACCUCAGCCCAGCCUACCCCCUCACCUCUCACUAAAGGGGCCCAAACCACCCCAGCUACCCCUAAGGAGGUCCAAACCACCCCUGUCCCAGCCAUGGAAGCCCACAUUACCUCCUCAGCCCCUCAGGACCCCCCGACUGGCCCCCAGGCGGUCCCCCAGGCUACCGUAUCCUGGAUGAGCAUGGCAUGGGGGAAGACCAGGGGCCUCCAGCAGCUCUUCACCAGCAGUCUGCCCAGAGAGUUCACUGGCAUGCAGUCCCCAACUCAACCGCAAUGUCAGACCACAACACAACCACAGACGUCGUCACUGGCUCAGAUCGUGACGCAAACUCAGAGACAGAAUGCAACACAACCACAGACACAGACAACAACGCCACCACAGGCUCAGACCGCAGCACAACCACAAUCACAGACCACAAUGCAACCCCUGACUGCUAAACUACUGCAGUCACAGAAUUCAGCACAACCACCACAGACAGCAGCACAAGCACCCACACAGACCACAAAACAACAGCAGACUGCCAAAACACCACAGACACAGAACGCAACACAACCACAGACAGUGACCCAACCAUCAACACAGAACACAAAACCAUCAACACACACGUCAAACCAAACCAACACUCAGGCAGCACAACCAACCACCGCCACUCAACCUCUAGCACAAUCUACCCUAUGUUCUGUGUCUCGGGUGACCGCACAGUCCAACCUACGAGCAACCCAGCACACCCUGCACUCCACUCCACAGCCCCAAGCCCAAGCCACACUACGGUCCGCCCCAAUGGGUGCCACUUCCACUCAGCCCCCAGCCCCGUCUUCCCUCUCUUCAAGCCCAAGCUCCACACCCAGCCAGCCCCCCUGGAGCGCACGAGGUCUCAACCCUACCCCUCAGCCCAAACCAGCCUUAGCCCCAACAACAACCCCAGCCCCAGUCCAAGCACUAGGGAGAGGUGAGAGGACCCCUGUUCUCCAAGGGAAGAGUGAGGAGGCGGCUGUGCCAACAGAGAAGAGGGUGGAGCGGGACAGGCCAGGGACUGUGGGAGGGAGGGCAGCCUUUCUGGAGAAACGGGCAGAGUGGACCCCUCCUGCUGGGAGCAAGGUAACUACACUUCUGAGAACAGAGGUGUCAAUCAAACAGAGUUUCAUUUCACUCUCACUCUCCUCCCCCACACAGGUGGAGCUCAGGAGAACGAGGACCCCACCUGAGUCUCAGCCCACAGCUGAAUCUGCUGCUCCUUCCAAAACGCCACCCACUCACAGAGACACUAAAGUUGCUCAACUUGAUGGGAGACCAGGUACAAAGAUGUUAAUUAAAUUGGAUGGGUUGGAAAAAUGACUGAAAUAUGUUAUAGUUAUAACAUUUUAUAAAUGUUAUUACGGUUGUGCAUGGUUAAGAUCCUAUUAAUUUAUAUGGUCAUAACGGUCUCUCUGUCUUCCUCUCUCAGAGUCAAGCCCAACCAAAGUGGCAGGUAGGCUUGCAGACAGAGAGGACAAAUGGCAGAGAAUGAACAUGGCAACGUCGGCGUCUCCUUCAUCAUCACCUUCAUCAUCAUCCCCCCUGCAGACCAACUCUGACAGCGGGGGGCAGCCAUCUUGGAUGGAACUGGCCAAGAGGAAGUCAAUGGCCUGGAAUGACAAGACCAUGGACUGA
Messenger RNA from Coregonus sp. 'balchen', 5129 nucleotides. The record is from the annotation of a GenBank genome assembly. NCBI's taxonomy places the organism in Eukaryota, Metazoa, Chordata, Actinopteri, Salmoniformes, Salmonidae.